Synchiropus splendidus (mandarinfish) is the source of this 1261-nucleotide messenger RNA. RefSeq names its product mitochondrial pyruvate carrier 2b (gene mpc2b). Gene Ontology annotation, biological process: pyruvate import into mitochondria. The record is from RefSeq and is a predicted model, not a curated record. Gene Ontology annotation, cellular component: mitochondrial inner membrane. NCBI's taxonomy places the organism in Eukaryota, Metazoa, Chordata, Actinopteri, Syngnathiformes, Callionymidae. Gene Ontology annotation, molecular function: pyruvate transmembrane transporter activity. The transcript is spliced from 5 exons. Bases 214 to 588 code for a protein of 124 amino acids.
AGCCCCGCCCCUGUCGGCGGAAAGUCACCUCCUCACGGUGGUCAGCAGCCGCACCAGCUCACAACAAUCGGACAAGGUCGACAGUCGUGAAGUAGCAGCGCCUCCGGGGGAAGCACCAACUGAAGUCGUAGUUAUCUGUAACCACCGUACUCGCUAUUCCCCCCCACCUCGCUGCUUCCAAACGAGCGUCUGGUCGACAUUAGAGCGACGAUCAUGGCAGCGCUGCGAGCGUCCUACCACAGGAUCCUCAACCGGAUCGAGGACAUCCUCCCGGCCAAACUGAGACCCCUGUACAACCACCCGGCAGGUCCCAAGACCGUUUUCUUCUGGGCUCCGGUGUUCAAGUGGGGUCUGGUUGCUGCCGGUUUGGCUGAUAUGACCCGCCCAGCUGAGAAACUCAGCACCUCCCAGUCUGCAGUUCUGACAGCCACAGGUCUGAUCUGGUCCAGAUAUUCUCUGGUCAUCAUCCCAAAGAACUGGAACCUCUUCGCUGUCAACUUCUUUGUGGGCAGCGCCGGGGCCUCGCAGCUCUACCGGAUCUGGAGGUACAAGCAGGAGCAGAAGGCCAUCGCUGCGGCACAGUCUUGAAGUGGAAGACCUUGCGGCCUGAAAGGGAGACUCACUUGUCAUCACCACAUCGUCCCGCCGUUCUUGUUAACAACCAUGCCAUAACCACCACCAUCAUCAUCAUCAUCAUCAUCAUCAUCAGCCUGCUCCCCUUCCCACCUCCCCCCUGACGGAACUGUGCACCUUCUCAAACAUCCUCAGGGCUCAAGAGUGAUGGUCAACAAUGCACAAGUGCUGCCCUCUCAGCAGGUUGUACGAUUGUACCUUCUGUAAACCCCUGUUUCACGCAGGUGAAGUUUUGUGCUUCUCUUCAAUCAGCAGUAGCCAUCAUUACCUCAUCCAUUAAUAUCCAAAAAUACUGAUCAGGAAUGUGUCUAAACAAAGAGUUUGUGAUUUGGCUUUAAUUCUUAACCAAUCGUUGUGUGUUCUUUUCUCAUAUUUAACCUGUGCAGCUUUUCUGAUGUUACAUGAACGUUGAUGUACCGAGCGACGGGUUGCAGCCAAACGGUCCGAUGCCUCUGUGUUGUUCAGAUGUUUAUUUUGUUUUGCGUUGAGGAGUAGUGAGACGGUAGAACCCCCCUUCACUGGUAGCAAUAACCCUGUUUUUAAUAUCACUUGCGGCUGACUGUUGGAAAAAAAAGGCACUUUGAGGUACAGUGGAAAUGUAAUGGCUCUGUGACUCUAAUAAAUAAAA